UAUAUAAUAUUUGCAGUAAAAAUGUAGUUAAAAAGUGCUUAAAAGUCAAUAAUACACAAUUAACUCCAGCCAAAAUUUAACCGAUAAAACAUUUUGAAAAUCUAUCGUUUUUUUGUGGUUGGCACCAUCGUGAAAUGGGCAAUGUUUGCAGUUCUGGGCAAAAUAAGAAAAAAGGCAGUAUAUCAGAAAAAUCGGAAGAUUCCUACAAUGAUACUAAAGCAGAUAAUAAUGUUAGCACUACAAACGUCCCUCCUUCUACGUCUCAAGUAGGAAAAGUGCCUAUUACAACUAAGCAUGAGGAUUUACCAGACGAAUCGUCGCUUACAAACACAGACAGGAAUGCAAUUCAAUCAGAUCAAAGCAAUUCCGUUGCUACAUCCACUACCACGACCACCGCCGCACAAAUCGCAACCGAGCUAAGUGAUUUAAAAAGUAUGUCUAAUAUUAGUUUAGCCAUAUUACGUGGAAAAUUCUUAGGGAAUAGAAAAACUGAAAGGCACAAAAAGAUUGUUGUUUACAUACUAACAGAUAAUAGUCAAGAGCACAAGAAGCAUAAACGCAUUAUCCAUGGAUUGCAAAAGCAAUUUACUCGUCAAUGCCAAAGCAGAGAUUUUGAAUUUGUUAUUUCCGAUAUUCAUGAUAUGGAAAUAUCGGUCAAAGCGGACUAUUCUAGAUUAUCAGCAAUUAAUCAUUGGAGCCAAAGUCCUUUGGAAGCACAGGGUGGUCACGAAGAAGCUGCUAAUGCUCUGUCGGAGUUAAGCAGACAUUCUGCUUCAGCAUAUAUAAUACCCGUAUUGUUUUUGGGUUCAAAUUUGGGUGUACCGAUGUUGCCGCUGACUAUAGAAAGCCAAGAUUUCACAUCAGUUUUAAGUGCAGCCAAUGAAGCGGAGAGAAUUCUUUUAGAGAAAUGGUAUACUAUAGACAAUCUUAAUCAACCCAUGUGCCAUCGUUUGCAUACUCAACAAAUUGAACCAUACUCUACAAAGCAGGAUGAAGAAUUAAAUAAAUUAUUCGGUGUUCUAUUAAAUUUGUUUUCGAAUGAUUUAAAAGACUCAUACAUGUCAACAGUGGUUGAACAAGAAGUGAACAAUACGGUCUUAAUAAGUCAAGAACUGGCAAAGCGAUGCAUUUGGAUACAAACAGGUCCCCACUACAUGAAGGCUCCCGAAAAUGCUUCACCUUAUGAACUGGAGGUCUUAAGACGCAUUUCUAAACUUUAUAGUGAAUUGAAAACUCAUUUGUCUGAGAAGAAUAUGGUACGCAUUUUACCCAACAUGAAUGUGCUGGACGACGAAUUGGCCGAGGUCAUAGAGAGUUUAAUAGACAAGUCAAUUACCACAAUUAUUGAUGAGUACGCAAAUAAGAAUAGUUUACCGGACAAUACCAAUGGAGUGAAUCAUGCUCUAAUUGAGGAAAUUGAAUUUAUUGGUCAGUAUACGACGGCGUUAGCACAAAACUCUCCCAACUUCGACAUUAUGAACGAUAUUAAAAGAUAUAUAAAAGACAGCACAGAUCAGCCUCUAGUAGUGUGCGGACCCAGCGGGUGCGGGAAGAGUGUACUUAUAUCGAAGAUAGUAGAAAAUUUGUACCGUUGGAAACCAGAGACAAAUCUGAUAUUGAGAUACGCGAAUUUAACGGCUCGUUCAGGCGACUUGGUCACCGUCUUGGGAUCCAUAGCCAACCAAAUGUCAGCUUUAGCUUACGGAUAUCAAACGAGUCUCAGCCAUACUUUUCAAGCUUACGCUCAAAUCAUACAAAAAAUAAUCGAUGAGGAGAAAUGUUUCUUUAUUAUCAUUAUUGAUUCGGUUGACGAGUUACUUGGUGAAGACAUAGAUCUGACGUGGUUGCCGUUCAAAUUAAAAAAUAUGUGUAAAGUUAUACUCACCGUAACAGAACGGACCGAUAAAUAUGAGAAGCUGUUGCACAAGCUUACGGAAUAUGGCCUAUCGCAAAAAUGCUUUAUAAAUAUGAAGCAAUUUACUGACCGCCAAUGGAAUGAUAUUUUGUGUUCGGGAGGUGGUGAUUUUUAUGUAGCUAAUCGAGCCGUUAAAAUGCCAGAUGAAUGGAAAAAUUUACAUGGUCGUACUCCUUUUCAUGCCAAAUCGUUAUGGUGGAUGGCUUGGCUUGGCUGUACAUCGACAAGUAUGAAUGACAUAUCCGAGGUAUUGCAUAAGGUACUGCAGGUCCUGGAGACCAAAUUUUCAUCCGAUCAUGCCGAACUAUUAUUGCUCAUUGUAUCACUUUCUGAAUGGGGGAUAAGAGAAAGUGAUUGUAUACAGAUAUUACAAAGAUUAACCAAACUUGAUGCGCAGGCCGCAUUUAAUGUUUGGUCGCGUUUCUGCUGGUUAAUGGGUCCCAUGCUGUUAUGUAUAAGGAAUAUCAAAAUAACUGACACAAGCUUCCGCAUGACUAUUCUAGAAAAGUACAAAAAGAAUCAAUCAUUUGUGCACAAAGCCAUUCGGGAUUUUUUCGAUAGGCAAGACAGCUAUUUUGUAAUUUCAAAAGAACUUAACAAAAUCUAUAAUUAUCAAAAGUUUUUAAAGCUACCUUACCAUCAUUUUUCGGCGGUUAUUGAGGAUAAUUUGGGGCCAAAUGCAAUCGAUAUUCUCUUUAAUUGUUUUUAUUUUACCGAUUUGCAAUGGAUAGCAGAUAAGGUGCAUGCCUGUGGUCCUAUUCAUCUUAUGCACGAUAUUUGGGUAUCGGAGAAAAUUUCUGGUAUUCCCCAGCAGUCGUAUUUGCAUAUUCACUUCUUAAAGGAGUUUUUAACGAACUAUAUGCAUGAACUUGAUUAUGACGGACAUCAGUUUUUUACGCUUAUUAAAUUUUAUCUUAAGACUAGAAUCAAACAGGAUGCGAAUUUAAAAGAUGAUGAAAAAGUGCGAUCAUGGUUAGAGUUUACAAAUGAAAUUGAAAUUCCGUUUUUGGAAAUAUUAAACGGUGACUGGAGCAACGGGAGGGAAACCGGGCAUGGUGACUAUAAUGUAUUAGUUAAUUUGCCUCAUAAAGGUUACUUUGUGGCUGCGAUAAGUACCAUCAGGGGCGAUAUUUGUAUAUGGGAUGUCAAAAGUAGCCGUCGCGUAAGAGUGCUAGAAGGUAUCCCACAACCAACUGCUAUGUGUCCCUGUGAUACUUAUGAUGCUGCUGUACUAUGUCGUAGAGAGAUUAAAGUUAUUAAUUUGGAUGAGGGAAAAUUUAAGGUUACUUUGAAAGGCGUAAUGAAUCAAAAAAUGCCAUAUUUCGGUUUGCAUGAUCAAAAGCAUUUGGUGUGUUUGUCGCGCAAUCGUAUGUAUGUGAAUCUCAUGAAUCUUGAAUCCGGAGAUUGUGUUACGACAUUUAAAGCUGGUGAGGACCGUUUUCUCAAUUCUCUGUUGGUAUCCGGAGAUGGAAGAAUUCUUGUGUGCGGUGACGAAACCCAAAAGCCAUUUCCUCUGCUUGUGUGGCAUCUUACACAAAGGAAACUGUUAUAUGAUUUACGUAUACCGUGCCAUGAUUUCAUAACAUCGCUAUCAGCCAUAACACACGAAGGAUCAUACGUUUGUGUCGUCGCGAAAGAACUUAACGAGCCCACACCUAAUUUUAUAGUUGUCUAUGAUUUACAAAGCGGCACAUUAUUUAAGAAAUGGAAGCCUUCCUGCAAUACGGUUGCAUUAGCUAUAUCGCAGGUCAAUGCUUGUGUCAUUGCCGGCUUGGAUGAUGCUAAAAUCUUGGUGUGGGACUUAGUUACGGGUAAUUGUCGUUCGACACUUACUGGUCAUAACGCCCCAGUAACAUGCUUGAAACUGGACCCAUUAGGUAGAAUUUUAUUAUCUACCGAUAAAGAAGGUCGUGAUAAUUCGUUCCGUGUGUGGGAAACUAGUACAGGAAAAUCUUUAGCUGUGCUGAAGUUACCCGAUCGUAUUUCGGCUUGCGAAAUUCUUCCUAACGGAGCCUUUGUCGCUGUUGCUUUAGAAGGUCGCUCGGAUCUAAUGAUUCUCGCUUUAAAAAACUAUGGUGAUAGUGAAUCGGACGAUGAUAAUCCAUACAUUUAUGGAAAUCAGGAUAAUCAAGAUAAAGUUUUCAAACUAGAACCAAAUUAACGGGAGCAGACAACUCUGAGCAUUUGGGCUACUAUGGAAUGAACUGCUUGAAAUAGUUUGUUCUUCUUUUCUUUUUCUCAUUUAAUUUUUUAUACCCAUCACCACAACCAAACAAUACACAAAUCCAAGGUUACACAAAUAAUGUGCGAACAUGCACAUAUUCCUUUGGCUUGAAUAUUGAAUUGAUUUCAUUCAAACGGUAAUAAUUUUGGUGGUUUACAAAUAUUUUUAAAAGUGUCUUUUAAAAUUUGUCAAUCCAUCUUAAAAGUUAUUCUCCACUUUUCGUAUUUUAUAUGCAUACUUAUGAUGGAUGAUAUUUCAUCAAAUGUCAUCUGCUUAUCCAUGUGAUUUUUCACCGAAGCGUUACUUAUAGCUGAGCUUUAACGCGUUAGAGGAAGAAGCAAAAGAAUUGUAACAGUCAACCCUUCAGUGACAGAUGUAAAAAAAUUACUUCGUAACAUAAAUAGUUUUGUAACAAAGUCCUUUUUCCUGUUAAAUAUAUGAUAUUGAAAAGAAGAUUGAUUAACGGCCUCUGAAAAGCUUAAAGUUUCUUUUAAAAAAUACGAUUAUUAGCAAAUAUUUAUAGCUUCCAAGGCAAGAAGAUAGAGAAAAGUGCAAACUUUUUAUUAACGGAGGAAUAAAGUUUUUUUUAUUUGAUAUUUCGUUCGCCUACUGAAAGAUCACGCAUUAAGCGUAUGCAAAAAUAUAUAUCCAGAUAUGUUCGUAUAGUGUCAGUCUAUAUAGACUUAAUCAAGUUCCGCCCUACAUAUACAUUGAUUUAUCUGUAAUUGAAUAUCUCCAAAUACUAAAACUCAAAAUUAAACCAAAUUUUUUCUUACUUGAAUGUAUUCGGCUUAAACAUAAUCUCAAGUCGCGUGUAACAAGAAAAUUGUAUAAUCUUUUGGUUAACCAUUAAUGACUUAAAUUAAAUUUUAAUUUAUUUGUCGUUACCAAUUCUGUUACAGUUCUAUAAGUGGCUUAUGGUAUGUGGAGUGUUGGUUGAGCGAUCCAGUAACGUUUCUAAAAUUCAUAAAUAAUUUCAAUAUAUCGCUUUGUACAUGUAGGAUUGUAUGACAUUCAAUUUUGAGAAUUUUCAAUGCAAUUAGACCAAGAUACGUAUUGAAAUGGUUUAAAAAUCAAUUUAUAAAGAAAAUUUAAAACGUUUUUAAACACAUAUAAGAUAGAAAUGUUGUAAUUCUUUUGAUAU
This is a messenger RNA of Glossina fuscipes, 5283 nucleotides long. RefSeq lists its product as uncharacterized. Bases 135 to 4076 code for a protein of 1313 amino acids. The record is from RefSeq and is a predicted model, not a curated record. The transcript is spliced from 11 exons. Lineage: Eukaryota; Metazoa; Arthropoda; Insecta; Diptera; Glossinidae. Gene Ontology annotation, molecular function: ATP hydrolysis activity; protein binding.